GGAAACAUGGGGGGAAAAAAGCAAAGAACAGUUCUGCAGUAUCUGAGGAUGGAUAAAGACUUCCGCUACUACUUCCAGCACCCGUGGUCUCGCUUAGUUGUGGCUUACUUAGUGAUCUUCUUUAACUUCUUAAUAUUUGCUGAGGACCCAGUAUCUCACAGUCAGACAGAAGCCAAUGUUAUUGUUGUUGGUAAUUGUUUCUCCUUUGUAACAAAUAAAUACCCUGAAGGAGGAGGCUGGAGAUUUUUGAAGGUACUUCUGUGGCUGCUUGCCAUUCUCACAGGACUGAUAGCUGGGAAAUUUCUCUUCCAUCAGCGCCUGUUUGGUCAGUUGCUUCGUCUGAAAAUGUUUCGAGAGGACCAUGGGUCUUGGAUGACAAUGUUCUUCAGUACCAUCCUCUUCCUCUUCAUUUUUUCUCACAUUUAUAAUCUGUUCCUCAUUAUGGCAGGGAAUAUGAGUGCAUACAUUAUAACAGACUUCAUGGGCAUCAGGAAUGAAAAUUUUAUGAAGGUAGCUGCAGUUGGGACUUGGAUGGGAGAUUUUGUCACAGCAUGGAUGGUCACUGAUAUGAUGCUUCAGGACAAACCCUACCCAGACUGGGGAAAGUCUGCCAGAGCAUUCUGGAAGAAAGGAAACAUAAGGAUAAUUUUAUUCUGGACAGUUCUGUUUACGCUGACCUCUGUAGUUGUGCUUGUCAUCACUACUGACUGGAUCAGCUGGGACAAGCUGAAUCGUGGAUUUCUGCCAAGUGACGAGGUCUCAAGAGCCUUCUUGGCUUCUUUCAUCUUGGUGUUUGACCUUCUUAUUGUCAUGCAGGACUGGGAGUUUCCACAUUUUAUGGGUGAUGUUGAAGUGAAUCUUCCAGGCUUGCCAUCUGCACAUAUGCAGUUCAAAGUACCUUAUUUCCAAAAGAUCUUCAAAGAGGAAUAUCACAUACAUAUCACAGGCAAAUGGUUUAACUAUGGAAUUAUCUUCCUUGUUUUAAUCUUGGAUCUGAAUAUGUGGAAGAACCAAAUAUUUUACAAACCUCAUGAAUAUGGUCAAUAUAUCGGUCCUGGACAGAAGAUCUACACAGUGAAGGACUCAGAAAGCUUGAAAGACCUUAACAGAACUAAGUUAUCUUGGGAGUGGAGAUCCAAUAACACUAAUCCGUUGACCAACCGGACCUAUGCUGAAGGAGACAUGUUCUUGCACAGCAGAUUCACAGGCUCUAGCCUUGAUGUCAAAUGCCUGGCUUUUAUUCCAAGUUUGUUGGCUUUUGCUUUGUUUGGUUUCUUUAUCUGGUUCUUUGGGCGAUUUCAGAAAACUGACCAAGGCAUGGAGAAUUUAGACAAAUCAUACACAAGAAUGAAACGAAAGUCACCAUCAGAUAUGGGAAUGACACGAGAAAAUACACAGGUGUUAGUAGAAGAACCAUUAAGUUUUCAAGAACCACAUCUCGUAUCCAUAAAGUCAGACUUAAGUGAAAUAGUUUUUAAUUCUUCUCUCCUUACUUCUGAAAACUUGAACGCACAACUGAAUGAACAAGAUAGCCCUUUACAGCCAGUACCAGAGUCCUCUGUCCCUAAGAGCAAUCCUGUGACAUAGAGGCAAAUACCCAGGAAAAUCAAUUUAAAUAAGCAGUUGCUAUAAGAUUUCAGUUUUACUUUUUGUAAGUUAAGAUUUACAUAGUGUUUAGAAUAAGAAACUCAACCUAUACCAGAAGGUGCUCAGCAUGCUUUUUCUAGGAAUUUUGGGUUUUAUUUGUAUUAUAGUAUGUGCCUACUGUAUAUCUAACAUUCCUUUAUAGAUUGCUUCCCAAAAUUGCUAUUUAUUAAUACAUUACUUUAACUGUAUAAUAGUGUAUUAGAUCAUUACUUGCAGGUAUAAAAUUCUACCGUGGUGGUGCCUUGAGACAUUAAACUGUUUUUUAACUCAACACCAGAUGUAUAGCACAGUUCUUCUAAUCUCUUUUGCAAAGCUUUUUGUAUAUGGUUAUUUCAAGUAUCAUUUGAUGACUUGAUAGAGGACAUAAAUAUAGUUAUUCCUAAAGAACGGUUUCUGUUAGGACAUCACAAUUUGACUUUGGUAUUUACUCAUUUGUGAAGCCAGUGACUUUGAUGACCUGACUGCAGAGAAGCAUGUUGAUUACCUUUUAAUUUUUACUGGCUAGCUGCGAAACACGAAUACAGAUUCAUUAUGCAGUAAACAGCAGCGUGAUAAUACAGCAUGGGUCACUACUUGUGAAAAUAUGACUUUCUCCAUCAGUAAUAGCAAUUAGGUGAUAAUGCCUAAUUAUAUUUUUCCUAAUUAAAGAUAAACUGCUACUUGAUUAAAAGUUUUACCCUUCACCUUUUAGAAACAGAGGUGAAAAUGCAUGGUCAAAGCAACUCUUUCCAUCAUCACACCAAACUUAUGCAACAUCAAAGAGCCAAUGGAGUGAUUACAGUAAAGGACAAAAAGCCCAUUAAAUCCAGUAUUUGUGUAGUUCAGUGCAGAUAUGGUCUGGCCAUAUGUGAAACAUGCAUAGAAGCACACCACAUAUAGAAAGUCAAACUUCUCCAAAUACUGAAGAAACGUUUAGGGGUUUUAAUUAAAAUAGUUUAAUCACGGAAUUUUAUUUUUCCCUUUUUUCCCCUUCAUUCAUUAUCCAUGAAUAAGUGUAAUCUGAAACAGAAACAGAGAAACUAGGUUUUGCUUUCUUAAAGGGGUCUUUGUAAUGUGAAUUCUUCUGCUGUAUGAUCAAACUAUAUGCAUUAGAGAAACUGCCUAUCUAAAACAUCAGUAAGACUCUGAUUUGUCUCUAAUUUAUUUCUAUAAAUUGUUGUUACGAGUUACUAAAUAAUAAGUCAUUUUUAAGUCUAAAUUAUUUCCCUGUCAUUUACUGGUGUUGCUGUAUUAUGUCUUUGUGACUUUUUUAUCUCAUCUGUUUUGAUCUAUCUGCUUUUAAGUUUUUGGAAUGCCGAAUUUAGCAUGCAUAAUAGAACUAUGCAUUUGUUAACUGUCACUUGAGAGCCGAUUUUAAUAAACAUCAUUCAACAAUUUUUUAUCAUGAGGCAGGAACAUAUUCUGUUAGUUUUGCAAUAUUUUUAAACAUUUUACCCAUGCAUUGUCCUAUUUGAAAUCAUAAAUAUUUCUAACACUAAAAAAGACAGGCAGUAUCACAGUAAUGUCAAAAU
Messenger RNA from Athene cunicularia (burrowing owl), 3158 nucleotides. It is a transcript of the gene TMEM117, whose product is annotated as transmembrane protein 117. Gene Ontology annotation, biological process: intrinsic apoptotic signaling pathway in response to endoplasmic reticulum stress. The transcript has 8 exons. Lineage: Eukaryota; Metazoa; Chordata; Aves; Strigiformes; Strigidae. The record is from RefSeq and is a predicted model, not a curated record. The coding region runs from base 7 to 1587 and encodes 526 amino acids.